CGGUCUUCCUUUGUUUUAGACUUAAAGUGUAGAGCUCUACGAAAGCCAAAGAACGCAAAAGUCCAGACGACAGGCACAGGAUUUCAGGACACUGUAACGUACACUUGUAAGAAUGGUUACACCAUGAGGGGUUCUAAGAAAAGAACUUGUCGAGGAAUUGGUACAUGGGAUGGCAAAAAGGCACGAUGUCCAAGACGUUGUAAAGAUCCUGGUGACAUAAAGUUUGGUAACAAGCAAGAAGACAAGCGAGAUUACAAAGUCGGAUCGAAGAUCACCUACUGGUGUUUUCCUAAUUAUGAACAGGAAGGGAACAACAAGCUAAUAUGUACUAAAGCAGGGACGUGGAGCUCGCCACCACCAAAAUGCAAUCGCGACAUUUUUUCAAUGACGAGUUUGGCCAUUUUCUUUAACAUUGAAUGCAAUAAUGGGAAUUGGGAUAACAAGGCACCAGCAUGCUUGGAGGGAUGCACUAAACCAAGACAUUCUCCCAACGCUUACGUUAGUCCAGCAAAAGUCUUUUAUAACAAUGGAGAGACUGUAUGGAUGUACUGUGGCGGGAAUUACAAACUUAUUGGAGACACAAGCGCACGUUGUCGCAAUGGAAAAUGGAGUAACAAGCCACCAUCUUGCAAACGUAAAUGUAAUAAUCCUGGAAGCCCCUACAAUGGAUGGAGAAAUGGUGACAAUUUCUUUCAAGGAAAACAAGUUACCUUUGCGUGUGGUUAUGGCUAUAACUUAGUUGGCCUAAAAACACUGGAAUGCUUGGACUCGGGAAAGUGGAGUGGACCUUUACCUUCUUGCAAACGGCGGUGUGCUUAUAAUCGGCCUUCCAGUAGCAAGACUACUCCAAUCAUCGCUGAUGGAGUGUCAGUCCGCCAUGGCACCUCAAUCGAAUUUAUGUGUAUCAAUGACUACACCCUUGUUGGACAGCAAACUGCAGUUUGUAGCGAUGGCCUAUGGGACCCCAGUAUUCCAGAGUGCAAAGCACCAUGUCAAGAUCCAGGACGAAUAGCUAAUGGGAUACAAUUUGGAAAUACGUUUACUCACAAAAGCAUAGUAAGAUAUGCCUGUAUUAAAGGCUACUCACUUGAUAAUCCAGCACCACUGAUAUGUAAUGAUGGACGAUGGAAUCGGCCUGUACCUUCAUGUAAAAAGAAGUGUGAUGAUCCUGGAACUCCCCGAAAUGCUAUUAGAAAUAGUAACAACUUAAAGCAUGGCUCGCAAGUCUUAUACACGUGCAAUGGAAACACAGAACUUGUGGGUGAACGAAAAAUAGUUUGCAAUGAUGGAAAAUGGUCCAGUCCUCAUCCAAAGUGUUUGGAAAUAUGCCAAUGGCCCAAAGGACCUAAAAAUGGUCAAGUACGAGUGUCCAGGUCCARGYYUCAACCAUUGUCAGGAGACAAAGCCACUUUUUCCUGUAAAUCGCAUUACGAUUUGAUUGGAAGGAAAGAGAUAUUYUGUGACAAAGGYACUUGGAAUGGCACUGCUCCACGAUGCGCAGGUCAAUGUGAGGUUCCAAAUAACAUUCAAAAGCUCCAACCAUCAAUUGUAUUAAAACGUGGAGACUGGCUUCAAAAUGGCACCAAAAUUAGAUUCCAGUGCAAGAACCAGGGGCAUACAUUUGUAGGCAGAAAGAAGAUCACAUGCAAAAACGGUCAAUGGAAUCAUAACUUCCCGAUAUGCAAAGUCCCUUGCAAAGAGCCUAGUGAUUUUAGUGAUGGAAAAAGAAAAGGCGAUCAAUUUAAUCACGAGUUUAAAUGUAAUCCAGGCUAUACGAUGGUUGGAUCAUCAGUCAUAAACUGUGUCAAUGGGAACUGGGAUGAUGAUAUCCCGAAAUGCUUCAAGAACUGUCAAGAUCUGGGAAACGUACCAAAUGGGAUUAUUACCAACAAUGGUUUUAUCCACGGAGACAAAAUAUAUAUUCGCUGUAAAAGUGGUUUUAGAAUCAAGGGUAGUCCUGAAUUGAGUUGCAAAUAUGGAAAAUGGACGAAUAGAAAACCAAAAUGUGUUGGUGUUUGCUCUAAUCUUCGUCAUCCAAAGAACGGUCAAAUGUUGGAUUUUAAUUUCGACUAUGGUUCUACGGUACGAUUUCGCUGUAACUCUGGUUUUUCUCUGCGAGGUCCAGAAAAUGUGACUUGUAACAAUGGGAAAUGGAAUGGCAAAGUCCCAUCAUGCAAAGCUGACUGUCCAGACCCUGGAACUCCUACUAACGGAGAAAGACAAGGAGAUCUUUUCACUCAUCUACAGACAGUGAGCUUUUCUUGCCAAAACAAUUUAACGAUGAUUGGUUUAUCGAAAAUACAAUGUAAUGAUGGAAAGUGGACCGCUAGAAUACCAGUUUGUACAGAGUGCGGCUCUCCACUUGGAAUGGAGAACGGAAAGAUUCCAGAUAAAAACAUUCGAGCUUCCUCAAGUUGGAUCUGGCGUCGGGAUGCAAAAUACGGUCGAUUGCAUGGUUCAAGGGCCUGGUGUUCAGGACCUUUGAACAAACGGCCUUAUCUGGAAGUAGACCUUAAGAAACCUUACAAGAUAACGUACAUAGCUACACAGGGAAGUCCACGUGAUAACAAAUGGGAGACGAAGUACACUAUAAGCCAUACUUUGGCAAAGUCAUCAUUUAUCGACUACAGGGAAAAUCACAAAGAAAAGGUAUUCAAAGGCAAUAGCRAUGCAACAACUGUAGUCAAACACAAAUUGAAGAAUCCGUUCAUUGCGAGAAAAGUACGUUUUUACCCAAUUGGUUGGAGAUUUCUUGGAUAUCUGUUCAAAAGAGCGUGUAUGCGAGUGGAGAUAUACGGAUGUAGCCUUCCUACUGAUUGUGUGAUGGUUGGUUCACGCGUGCUUGGAAAGUGGGACAGUAUAUACCGUGGUGGUGAAGUUUACUACAAAUCGUAUGUAAAAACCAUCGCUGACAGAUACGAUGAGGUUGACUUAGAAAUAGAAGAUGRCAASCAUCACGACGAUAAAUUCAAAACAAUAUCAAAGACACAUGUUGUACUAGACGUCCCUAAUAAACACUUGAACUUACCAACUGGCACAAGAGUAUUGGCACCAGAAGGCAAUAAGUACUACACAGGGACCAUUGAAAGCAAUCGUGGGCAUUAUUAUGGAGUACUCUUUGAUGAUAAUACACAUGCUUGGAUUCUUAAGAGAGAAAUACGGAUACAUAAACCUACACAGUUUUGUGAGGGAUAACUUUGACAUUUUAUUUAAGAAGUAAUGGCGAUAAAAAAGAUUAAUCAUCAAAUUUUAUAGAAAAAUAAAAAUCGAAUACAUCUGGUUAUUGUUUCUCUUAGACCAUAUUAUUCUUGGGAUAAGGGGACGCUGACUGGUUUUAGUGUCUCAAGGAAAAACAAAAAAAUAAWAUUGGGCCCAUGAACAGUGUGUGCCACAGACUAUUUACUAUUACGGUUAGGUUUCUAUGUAUUUCGGGGUAUUGUUUAGAUUUUGCAUUAUUGUUUAGAUUUUUUUGUUUUUGUUGAAUUACGCAGUCUGCAUGCUUCUGUUAUUGCUAUGGUAAACACCAAAGGAACCAUGAAACACGAUAGAGUAGACAUACUUUAUCCACCCUUCGUAUAGCCUAAGUAUCAGGCUCUCUCGAAGGGGAUUGGGGUGGAGCGACAAGGGAGAGAGAGCCUGACACAAUCUUCUAUCGAGAGCCGUGUUCUGCGGCCGUUUCAUGGCUACCCUUCGUACAACCGAUCUCCGUAUCCUUGUUUAAAUCGCCUUUAUUUGAAACAGUAGAACAGCUAUUCUUGUUUGCUUACAGUCAUAAAUAUCUCAGAUAUUGUCACUAAAAUAACUAUUGAAUCAAUAAAACCUAAUAACAGUUAGAAA
Messenger RNA from Exaiptasia diaphana, 3837 nucleotides. Its product is annotated as CUB and sushi domain-containing protein 3. NCBI's taxonomy places the organism in Eukaryota, Metazoa, Cnidaria, Anthozoa, Actiniaria, Aiptasiidae. The transcript is spliced from 18 exons. The annotation marks the transcript as partial. The record is from RefSeq and is a predicted model, not a curated record.